GGGAAGUGAGUGCAACCCAUUGCAACGCAAAGGCAAAGAGGUCAAGAGGAGGGACUGAGAAAACCACGUGUGCGCAGCAGCACCAUGAGCAGCACUGUCCUUCCUCGGUAGACUUGUUUUUGUAAGCUUGUACUCUUCGUAUGUAGCCAGCUAGCCUGCGUUAGCCGGAGAAGCAGAUUUUUUUCAAUUUCUUUCACAGACUCACAAUCUCACGCAACACUGCUGCUGGGAUUUCUGUUUUCUGCUGCCACACUGACUGCCGACCAUGGUGAGCAAGACAGAUGACAUACCGCCGUCAGUGCCCAACUGCAAGCCGGUUGAUCUUGCGGAUGAAGCCGGAGAUGGAGCUCAGGACAGCAAGGAAGGCAGCAAGACACAUCUGAAAGACUCCUGCGGCUGUGGGCACAGUGCAGAUACAGCCAUGGUGAAUGGUGAUGGGGCUCAUGGGCACACAGAUGAAGCAGAAUCAAAACAGGAUGGGAGUGCCGAGGUGGAUGGAGGAGAGGAGUCCAACGAACAGGAAGUGAUUGUGAUCCAGGACACAGGCUUCACGGUUAAGAUCCAAGCACCUGGGACAGAGCCGUUUGACCUGCAGGUGUCUCCACAGGAAAUGGUCCAGGAGAUCCAUCAGGUGUUGAUGGACCGCGAGGACACUUGCCACCGCACCUGCUUCUCCCUGCAGCUGGACGGAAACGUGCUGGACAACUUUGCUGAGCUGAAGUCCAUCGAGGGCCUGCAGGAGGGCUCGCUGCUCAAAGUGGUGGAAGAGCCGUACACAGUGCGCGAGGCCCGCAUCCACGUGCGUCACAUCAGAGACCUGCUGAAGAGUCUGGACCCCUCAGAUGCCUACAACGGGGUGGACUGCAACUCUCUCUCCUUCCUCAGCAUCUUCACUGAUGGAGACCUGGGAGACAGCGGUAAGCGGAAGAAAAAGGGCAAUGAGCUGGAGCAGAUCGACUGCACUCCCCCAGAGCACAUCCUGCCAGGCAGCAAAGAUCGCCCCCUGGUGCCCCUCCAGCCACAGAACAAGGACUGGAAGCCCAUGCAGUGCCUGAAGGUCCUGACCAUGAGCGGCUGGAACCCGCCACCAGGAAACAGGAAGAUGCAUGGUGACCUCAUGUACCUGUACAUAGUGACUGUGGAGGAGCGCCAUGUCAGCAUCACUGCCUCAACACGUGGCUUCUACCUCAACCAAUCUACUACCUACACCUUUAACCCUAAGCCAGCCAACCCCAGCUUCUUGAGCCAUUCUCUGGUGGAGCUGCUGAGCCAGAUCAGCCCUGCCUUUAAAAAGAACUUCACUGCCCUGCAAAAGAAAAGGGUCCAGAGACACCCGUUUGAGAGGAUAGCCACACCUUUCCAGGUGUACAGCUGGACAGCUCCACAGGUAGACCACGCAAUGGACUGUGUCCGAGCUGAGGACGCCUACACCUCCCGCCUGGGUUAUGAGGAGCACAUACCUGGACAGACCAGAGAUUGGAACGAGGAGCUGCAGACCACUAGAGAGUUGCCCCGUAAGAACCUGCCUGAACGCCUGCUGAGAGAGAGAGCCAUAUUCAAGGUCCACAGUGACUUUGCUGCUGCUGCCACUCGAGGCGCCAUGGCAGUCAUCGACGGGAAUGUAAUGGCCAUCAACCCCGGUGAGGAAACACGAAUGCAAAUGUUCAUCUGGAACAACAUCUUCUUCAGCCUCGGCUUCGAUGUGCGGGACCACUAUCGCGAGCUGGGCGGGGAUGCCGCCGCUCACGCUGCGCCCACCAAUGACUUGAAUGGAGUACGAGCUUACGGUGCUGUGGAUGUGGAGGGUCUGUACACUUUGGGGACAGUGGUGGUGGAUUACAGGGGAUACCGUGUCACUGCCCAGUCCAUCAUCCCUGGGAUUUUGGAGCGCGAGCAGGAGCAGAGCGUCAUCUAUGGAUCCAUCGACUUCGGAAAAACGGUGGUGUCUCACAGCAAAUAUCUGGAGCUGCUGGAGAAGACCAGCAGGCCACUUAAGGUCCAGAGGCACAACGUUUUAAAUGAGAAGAAUGACUCAGUAGAGCUGUGCUCUUCUGUUGAGUGUAAGGGCAUCAUUGGAAAUGAUGGCCGCCACUACAUUCUGGACCUUCUUCGUACCUUCCCUCCUGACAUGAACUUCCUGCCUGUGGACGGAGAGGUGCUGCCUCCAGAGAGUCAGCGCCAGGGCUUCCCCCGCCAGCACCGCCACCGCCUGGCUUGUCUACGCCAGGAGCUUAUUGAGGCCUUUGUUGAGCACAGAUAUCUCCUCUUCAUGAAGAUGGCAGCAUUACAGCUCAUGCAGCAGAAAGCAAACAAGGACACAAAAACUGAAACACCUGCCAUCACAGAAACUGCUGAAACACCCACAGAAAGCAAACCUGAUGCAACUCAGACACCGACGGCCUCAUCAGACUCUCCCAGUGCAACAGAUAUCUCCACGGACAGCACAAGCACGACAGACAACGACACCUCUGCUGCCCCACAGACGGCAAUGGACGGUGAAGAAAACUCCUCAAAGCCCACCACAAAUGGGCCUCUAGAGCUCACAGCCACCCAGAACGGGGAAUGCAAGAGCCCACUGGAGGGUAAGGAGCUUGAGGAAAGUAUUCCAGGAUUAGCUCAGGCCAAAGAGCUGGCGGAGACCUUAGUUGCCGAAGAUGGAUCUUGUAUUGAUCCCAAGAGCCGGGAGGUGGUUCUCAAUGCCUGCAAGGCAGUCGGCUCCAUCAGCAACACAUCUUUCGACAUUCGCUUCAACCCUGACAUCUUCUCCCCAGGAGUGCGUUUUCCAGACGACAGCACAGAUGACGUGCAGAAGCAGAAACAGCUCCUUAAAGAUGCUGCUGCCUUCCUGGUUUCCUGUCAGAUCCCAUCACUGGUUAAAGACUGUUUGGACCACAGUGCUGUUCCCAUGGAUGGAGCCACACUGACAGAGGCCUUGCACCAGAGAGGCAUCAAUGUCCGCUACUUGGGUACAGUUCUAGAGUUUGUGGACAAAACUCCUGCCAAAGCCCAGCUGGAGCACUUCUAUAGAAUAGGAAUUAGUGAGCUGAUCACCAGAUGUGCGAAACAUAUCUUCAAGACGUACCUCCAGGGUGUCGAGUUGUCUGCCCUCUCUGCCGCUGUAAGCCAUUUCCUCAACUGCUUCCUGAGCUCCUUCCCUGACGCAGUCGCCCAUCUGCCUCCCGACGAGCUGGUGUCACGCCGCAAAAGCCGUAAGCGCCGCAACAGAGUCCCCGGCGGUGGAGACAACACGGCUUGGGCCAGCCUGACACCCAGUGAGCUGUGGAAGAACAUUGCUUCUGAGGCCCAGAGCUACUAUCACUUCACUUUACAGUGUGAAAGUGUGGACCAGGUGGUGGAGAAGUACGGCCUCCAGAAAACAACUUUACUCAGAGAAAUUUCAGUCAAAACUGGCAUCCAGAUUCUGAUAAAGGAGUAUAACUUUGACAGCCGCCACAAGCCUGCCUUCACAGAGGAAGACAUCUUGAAUAUUUUCCCUGUUGUGAAGCACGUCAACCCCAAAGCCUCAGAUGCCUUCCACUUCUUCCAGAGCGGACAGGCCAAAGUGCAGCAAGGUUUCUUGAAGGAGGGCUGCGAGCUGAUCAACGAGGCUCUUAACCUCUUUAACAACGUGUACGGAGCUAUGCAUGUAGAGAUCUGCGCCUGCCUGCGCCUGCUGGCACGCCUUAAUUACAUCAUGGGAGACCACCCUGAGGCUCUCAGCAAUCAGCAGAAGGCUGUACUGAUGAGUGAACGAGUCCUUGGUAUCGAACACCCCAACACAAUCCAAGAAUAUAUGCACUUGGCUCUGUACUGCUUUGCAAACGGCCAACUAUCCACCGCCCUUAAGCUGCUGUAUCGCGCCCGAUACCUCUUGUUAUUGGUGUGCAGUGAGGACCACCCAGAGAUGGCUCUGCUAGAUAGUAACAUCGGGCUGGUGCUGCACGGAGUGAUGGAGUAUGAUUUAUCGCUGAGAUUCCUGGAAUACGCCUUGACCGUCAACACAAAGUACCACGGACCUCGGUCCCUCAAAGUGGCCCUGAGUCAUCAUUUGGUGGCAAGGGUUUAUGAGAGCAAAGCUGAGUUCCGCUCUGCACUCCAGCACGAGAAAGAGGGCUACACCAUUUACAAGAACCAGAUGGGUGAGGCACAUGAGAAAACCAAGGAGAGCUCAGAGUACCUGAAGUAUCUUACCCAGCAGGCUGUAGCUCUGCAGAGAACCAUGAACGAGAUCUACAAGAACGGCUCCAACGCCAGCAUCAUGCCCCUCAAGUUCACUGCUCCCAGCAUGGCCAGUGUUUUGGAACAGCUGAACAUUAUCAACGGCAUCAUCUUUAUACCACUCAGCCAAAAGGAUCUGGAGAACCUUAAGGCAGAGGUUCAGAGGCGGCAGCAGCUGCAGGAGCUGGGAAAGAGUGAGGAGCCCAUUGAGGACAGUCCACUUGAGCUAGAGGACAAAAUUCCCAUCGAUUAAUGUCUAAAUGCCCUCAACAUGGCUACUUUCUGCUAUAUGGGAGGGGGGAGGCCGUGACUUAACAGCAGUGUCGCUGAGCCUGUGGAGUUGAGAGCGGAGCAGUGUGAAUAAGCAUUGAAAUAAACAGGGGAAGGGAUGGGUGAAGGCAGUGCAGAGAACAAACUGUAUGAACUGUAGGACGAGAACGCAGAGAGGGAACUUCCUACAAGGUAGGAAAGAGCAGAGGACAAAAGUACAAACAACAUAGAAUCAAUGUAACGUGCAAUCUGACAAAUCCCCGGCCCGAGAACCUGCUGAUGCAGAUGUUAGCUGCUGUAGAAAUACAAUCGCAUAUGAACGCGGUUACAGCCGGGGGAGGGAGACCAAGGACGACCAUGACAUUGUAUACCAGAGCCUUAUCCACUGUACCAUAAUCCUCCGAUAAUACUUCUUCUUCUCAGCUCAAACACCCCACAGCACUGUUAGCCCAGGACCAUAUUCUGCCCCGCCAUUCCUUAUAGCGCCUUGGAGACCCCCAGGCAUGUAGCCACCCCUCCCUCUCUGACAGUGCUUUAAAUGAGGAAGCACUGACCCUGUCCUAGAACUCAGGGUUACUUUCUACUGUGCACUAAGACCAGAAUACAGUCACUAAAUUCAAGAUUUUUCAAGUUGGGCUUCAGAAUGUAAAUCCCCUUCUUGUGGCUGUUUUGAGCCGCUUCUGCAGCAGUCACCCAUCACUCUCACACUUCCCUGGUGGUUAAUUAAUUUAAUCCUUCUAUCAUUUUUACUUUACGACAUCCCAGGUGGGUGCCUGCUGGGUCUGAUGGUUCCUGUCUCUCUGAGCAAGAAAAUAGUACAGUCACACAAUAGUGAGCCUUCAACCGGUUUGAUUUCAUUUGCUGGAUUUUUUUUCUUUUUUUAAGUAAAUGGAUUUUGUAAAAGUGCAAAGGAAGAUAAGAAGGUAUUUUAUGCCUGUUAAUCAUCAAUUAAUUUAAGCCAUGUCUGUUUUAUAGAAAAAUGUAUAGAAGUGGAAGAAAAGAUGUAUAAAUCUCUAUCAGAUUUAGACAGGUGCUUGAAUGAUGUUAAUGGAGAACCGCAGAUUCGAGACAUCCACCUUACGCAGUAGAUUUAUCUAUCUAUAUACUAGCUGUGUUCAAUACUCUAUUUUUACACAUUGAAAGAAUAUGUGCAUGUAUGUUUGUAUGUGUGACUGUGUGUGUCUUUGUUGUAGUCCAACAGAAAAUCUAUCGGCCAGGGCUGUUGCUGCUUUCACUGCUGGUGCAUAGUUUGAAUAGAGGCUAAAAGCAAACAUUGGCUUUCCAAAUGUUUUAUUUUUCUACUCAUAGUCGACCUGUUGGAUGGCUAAUGCCUCCUUUCUUUAAUUAACCAUGGCCACCAAUGUUGUAAAUCUGUUUCUGUUUGAAUUGGUACUAAAAUGAGCCUCUUCUCAUCAUUGGCAGUAGAGACUGAUUUAUUGUUGCAGGGUGUGAUAUUUUUUCUGAUUCCACUAUUGGGUCCUCUUUUCACGUGUGACGGAGACGAAAACCAGCCAGGAGUAUCUGUUUAUUGAGCAGCGUUUAGUGCACUUUCUUCUGCUGUUUGAAUGUGCGUUCAUGUUCACAGCACAACCAAAAGUGGACAAAAGAAGAGCUGCCUCAAUGUGGUGUACCAAAAAAAGACUGAUAAAGGUUUGUGUGCGCUUGUAUACAUGCAAUGUACCCCUCCCAUGGCAAUUUGUUACUUAAUUGUUGCCGUGUCUAAAUGUAUGUGAUUAAAGCAAUAGAGAGAUGGGGCUGGAACUGAUUGUUUUUCAAGAUUGAGGUUUUUACUCUGCAGAAAAACAUGCAAGUUGGACUACUUCCUGUAUUGGUCAAACACCACAAAAAUGAGGGAGCUAUAGGAGAGAAAGUAAAGGAGAGCUCUUCAGACUGA
Molecule: messenger RNA, 6382 nt
Organism: Notolabrus celidotus (New Zealand spotty)
Lineage: Eukaryota; Metazoa; Chordata; Actinopteri; Labriformes; Labridae
Gene: cluha
Product: clustered mitochondria (cluA/CLU1) homolog a
Exons: 27
Coding region: 266-4471 (1401 amino acids)
Biological process (GO): intracellular distribution of mitochondria
Cellular component (GO): cytoplasm
Molecular function (GO): mRNA binding; protein binding
Source: RefSeq, a predicted model, not a curated record